Messenger RNA from Magallana angulata, 2256 nucleotides. Its product is annotated as chitin synthase-like. The record is from RefSeq and is a predicted model, not a curated record. Gene Ontology annotation, molecular function: chitin synthase activity. Gene Ontology annotation, cellular component: cell septum; cell periphery. The transcript is spliced from 15 exons. NCBI's taxonomy places the organism in Eukaryota, Metazoa, Mollusca, Bivalvia, Ostreida, Ostreidae.
AUGGUAAUAAAAAGCACACCAAUGCAGUGGAAAACACUAACAGGGGCAUUAAUCAUUGAAACAGUUCACUCCGCUGCAUUGUGUAUUUUUGUUCUAAUUGUUCUGCCAAGUUUCGACCCAAUGACUGCGUGUGUUGUUUCUUUCUGUAUUAGUCCAAUUCCUGGGAUUCUAAACAUAAUAUGUCAUAUAAGUGAAUACAAGGACAGUGAUGACUUAUCACUUCAAUUAAUAACUCUGAAAAUCAGAACAGAUGAUAAAACUUGUGCCAUUCCUUUGCCAGUUUGGACAAAUAAAAACGAUGAUCCAUCUUCAAUGUUCAAGAAUAUGGAAAUCUCUUGGUCUGCUGUUUUAGCUGGGCUUUUUGGAUUUUUGUCCUUUUUGAUGAUUUCUAAUCAUAUAUGGUCACCAGGCAAGGAACGGUUAAUUGCUACUGAUCGUCUUUAUAUCCGCGCAUUGUACUGUGGUGUUUUCCCGGAUCAGUCACUUUUUCUUAACCGAAGAAGAAUUUAUAAUGAAGCAGAUGUAAGUUCGCACAGAGAGACAGAUACGCUUCCUCCAACUAGUGAUUCUGGCCAACCUGCACAAGAAAAUGAUAACCAGGAUCGAAGAAAAGAUGAAAUACCGAUGAUUUAUUUGUGUGCAACAAUGUGGCAUGAAUCAAAAAAAGAAAUGGAACAGAUACUAAAAUCUAUAUUUAGGCAAGACCGUGACCAGGGGACUAGGAAAGAAAGUAAGAAAGAAAAUAAGGGGUUUGACCCCGAUUUCUACGAGUUUGAAGCUCAUAUUUUCUUUGAUGACGCUUUUGAAUACCGUCAAGACAUCAAUGGAAUAUACAUGGUCAACAGUUAUGUUAAACAACUUAUCGCAUCAGUAGAAACAGCAGCAAGAUAUGCACAAACAAAAUCAAAAACAUUUGAACCACCUCGUCGAACAAAUACACCUUAUGGAGGUAGAUUGGAAUGGCAUCUUCCGAGAGGAAAUAGACUGAUUGCUCAUCUUAAAGACAAAACCAAAAUUAGAGCCCGAAAGAGGUGGAGUCAGGUGAUGUACAUGGCUUAUAUCUUAACGUACAAGUUGGGAAAUCAAGAGAAAAAGGAAGAGCGGACUAUAGCAAAUAACAUAUUUAUUCUGGCUCUAGACGGUGACGUCGAUUUUCAGCCAAAUGCUGUUCAACUGUUGGUGGACAGGAUGCGAAAGAACCCUAACGUCGGUGCCGCGUGUGGCCGAAUCCAUCCUAUCGGAUCGGGUAAAAUGGUUUGGUACCAAAAGUUUGAAUAUGCUGUGAGUCAUUGGCUUCAAAAAUCAGCGGAAAAUAUUUUCGGUUGCGUGCUGUGUAGUCCAGGAUGUUUUAGUUUGUUCAGAGGUUCAGCGCUUAUGGAUGAAAACGUUUUGGCUAAAUAUAAAAACCUUCCGUCUGAACCACGUCACUAUGUCCAAUACGACCAAGGAGAAGAUCGGUGGCUUUGUACUUUAUUGCUACAACAAGGACACAAAAUUGAGUAUGUGGCUGCCAGUGAUGCUUUGACAUACGCUCCAGAAGAUUUCGAUGAAUUCUACAAUCAGCGAAGACGAUGUUGCCCAGUAGAACCGGAUGCAUAUAUACUAGAAAGACUUGAUGUCAUAGAAGCUCAGAUAACGAAAAGUACAACAGAGGGGUCUGAACUUGGUGAGAGGAAAUCUCAAGAACAGUUACAUUUCUCACACCAAAGCAUCAUGCCCGACGGAGCUGUUGAACGAAGUAUUUAAUCCCAUAUUUUCCCAGAUGACAAGGAUUCCGAAAAUGAAGAAGUUUCAUCUUGGAUAGACGACAAGGAUCUGAGUAAAGGUACCGUUGGUUCGCUAGAAGCUGAAGAGGAAAACUUCUGGAAAGAUGUCAUUGAAAUGUUUUUAAAACCACUGGAUAGCGAUAAAAAUUGUGAGACAACGAUGCGGGAAGGCCUAAAAGAGCUUAGGAAGAACGUAUAUGGCCAAUUUUUGUUGAUAAAUUUAUUCCUUGUUGUGAUCGUGUAUACCUUAACAGAGGUUAAUGCAAAUACUAAACAUGCACUUUCAAUAAAGCUUCCAUGUACUGUCUCAGAAGGGCCACCUGGCAGAGGUUAUAUAGAACCAAUAUCAUUUACUUUUACAGCGAUAUUUGGUAUCAUGUUAUUUUUGCAAUUCAUUUGUAUGCUAAUACAUGGAUGGUCAACAUUUAAUCACAUCAUUGCUUCAAAUAAAUUAACUUUAAAAAAAGAUACUACAUGUAAUGAAAGUUAG